AAUCUACGGUUGACCGCCGCCAUUUUCAUCAAAAAGUCAACUUUCAAAAAUUUUAACUAUUUUGCAUGAAAUCUAGCCAUGAAUCAGUACAUGAAUCCGGAUCUAGCUAAUGAGAUUGGUCAGGCAUUUGUCCAAAGCUAUUAUACAUUUUUUGACAGUUUAAAUCUUGGGCAACUAAUAACAUUAUACGGCCCUGAUGCUCAGUGGUACUUUGAAGAUAAAAAAGCAGUUGGCCACGAAGCUAUUAAACAAGCACUUGGGAGUCUGACGUUUAAAGCUAUACAACAUGUAGUUACAAAGAUAGACUGUCAACCAACUGUGGAAGGGGGAGUACUAGUCUUAGUGACUGGGCGAUUAAAGACUGACGAUGACCCUCCUCACGCCUACUCUCAAGUGUUCUAUAUUAAGAAACUACCAGACUCUUACUUCCUGUUUCACGACAUGUUCCGAUUGUCCAUUCACGAUUCUGCUUAACUUAAUCUAUUGAUGUACUAGUAUCUCCACUACACCGUACAAAGUCAAUGGUUAAAAUCUCACUUUGGUCAUCAUUAAUCCACACAUAAUAUCUUCUGUCCAUUCUGAUUUAAUUCAUUUCUCUCCAAAAUUUGAAUUAAGUUUCUGGUUUUCUUGUAUUUCUUUCUACACAAUUUAGAGUAUAGUGCUAUAUGAAUUGUUGCUAAUUUGUUAUCAAUGUCCAUUUUGUCACGCAGAUUGCAU
This is a messenger RNA of Owenia fusiformis, 717 nucleotides long. The record is from the annotation of a GenBank genome assembly. Lineage: Eukaryota; Metazoa; Annelida; Polychaeta; Sabellida; Oweniidae.